Molecule: messenger RNA, 2871 nt
Organism: Penicillium digitatum Pd1
Lineage: Eukaryota; Fungi; Ascomycota; Eurotiomycetes; Eurotiales; Aspergillaceae
Product: putative DUF221 domain protein
Cellular component (GO): plasma membrane
Molecular function (GO): calcium-activated cation channel activity
Source: RefSeq, a predicted model, not a curated record
AUGGAUCUACAUCACUUGAGUUUGCAAGUUCGCGCGGAUGGGACGGAUACUUUCCUCCAGCUUAUUUCGAACCCAUUUCGCUCUGCAUUUGCAGGUACCGCUAUUUGGGCUUCGCUCGGCACCUCGAUCGGCGUCACUGUUCUCCUCACUCUCCUCUUCUCCCUUGUUCGACCCCGUCACUCGCUUGUAUAUGCGCCCAAAGUAAAACAUGCAGACCUUAAACACGCUCCACCCCCGGUGGGCAAGGGCUUCUUCGCCUGGGUCAAACCGGUCAUUCAGACACGGGAAUCACAGCUGAUCGAGACAGUCGGCCUGGACGCCGUAAUCUUUCUCCGCUUUACAACAAUGUGCCGCAACAUCUUCGUCUUUCUCAGCAUUAUCGGCUGCCUCGUCAUGAUACCGGUCAAUAUCACACAAAGCAAGGGGUCUACUGGCUCAUCGGCGACUGCCGCCUUUAGUAUGAUGACACCCCUCAACAUCACCAACCCCAUGGCCAUCUGGAGUCAGGUAGUAUGCGCCUGGGCUUUUGACCUCAUUGUUGUCUUCUUUUUAUGGAAGAACUAUCGCGUUGUACGGAACCUGCGACGGCAAUAUUUCCAAAGCUCUGAUUACCAGCGCAGUAUGCAUGCCAGAACCUUGAUGAUCACGGAUAUCCCUCUCAAUAGUCGUACCGACGAAGGUAUCCUGCGGCUUACCGACAAGGUCAAUCCAACCGCGGCUCUCCCCCGAGCUGCGAUUGGUCGUAAUGUCAGAGAUUUACCCCGGAUCAUCAAAGAGCAUGAAGAGGUCGUCCGAGAACUCGAGUCCGUUUUGGCCAAGUACCUCAAGAAUCCGGACCGACUACCCGCGAAAAGACCUACUCUACGCCCUCCUCGCCGACAACGUCACCAACUUCCCGGCAGUAGAGUGGAUGCGAUCGAUUAUCUAUCUCUCCGGAUUCGCGUAUUGGAGGAGGAAAUCAAGCAUGGACGUGCCUCGAUUGAUCGUCGGAACGCAAUGCCCUACGGCUUUGCCAGUUGGGACAACAUCGAGCACGCUCAUUCCGUGGCAUGGAACGCUCGCCGCAAGCGCCCCGAGGGCACCAGUAUUACUCUUGCGCCGCGGCCAAGCGAUAUCAUCUGGGAAAACCUACCCCUUACCAAAUCAGCACGCAAAUGGAAGCGAUUGGUCAAUGUUUUCUGGGUGACAUGCUUGACUCUUGUAUGGAUUGUUCCUAACGGUCUGAUUGCCAUUUUCUUGUCCAACCUGUCAAAUCUGGGUUUGGUAUGGCCGGCGUUCCAGACUUCGCUGGCAAGGAACCCAACGGUUUGGGCUGCUGUCCAGGGUAUUGCAUCGCCCGCACUGACUUCGCUCGUGUAUCUGGCUCUCCCGGUCAUCUUCCGUCGACUAUCUGUCCAAGGUGGCAGCAAGACUAAAACAUCUCGAGAGCGCCAUGUGCUGGGGCAUCUGUACGCCUUCUUCGUUUUCAACAAUCUGAUCGUCUUUUCGUUUUUUUCGGCAGCUUGGUACUUCGUGUCAUUCGUGGUUGACAGAACCCACGACCACGAAGGUGCUUGGCAAGCCAUCCUGGAAAGCCGGAUGUAUGCCAAGUUGGUAAGCGCACUAUGCACCGUAUCGCCUUUUUGGGUGACGUAUCUUUUGCAGCGCAAUCUUGGCGCUGCCCUUGAUCUUGUGCAGCUGGUUACCAUUUUUUGGGUCUGGUUUUCCAAGACAUUACUCUCACCCACACCCCGACAGGCAAUUGAAUGGACCGCACCACCACCGUUCGACUACGCCAGUUACUAUAACUACUUCCUCUUCUAUGCCACCGUGGCUUUCUGUUUCGCUACCUUGCAACCCAUUGUACUGCCGGUGACGGCGUUUUAUUUUGGGGUGGAUGCCAUGUUAAAGAAGUAUCUAUUGAUGUACGUGUUUGUGACUAAGAAUGAGUCUGGUGGUGCGUUCUGGCGAGUUUUAUUCAAUCGCUUGAUCUUCGCCAGUAUUCUUUCCAACGUGAUCAUCGCUCUUGUUGCCAAGUCGAGCGGCACGUGGGACAUGGUGUUCUGCGUGGCACCCCUGCCUUUCUUGAUGAUUGGGUUCAAAAUCUAUUGCAUGAAGAAGUUCGACUCCGAUUGCGAGUUCUACAAUCGUGCAAACCUGAACGAUUUCGAGGCCUUGGGCGUGAACCCGGCCGAUAAGAAAGCAUCAGACCGUUUGAACACCAAGUUCGGACACCCUGCCCUGUACAAACCACUUUUGACACCUAUGGUGCACGCCAAGGCAGCCGCGGCACUAAAGGAAAUCUAUCAGGGUCGUCUGGACCAGGGAGAAACGGACGGCGAGUACUCAGACAUUGCAAUGAACUCAAUGCUCGCAUCCCAGCCCGGCAAGUCUGCCGAACCCGCACCCUUCGAGGUUGUCCCGGAGAACCAUCUCGACUUCUCGUAUUACAAGGAUCGAGCAGACUUCCGAGACGAUUUUGGAGGCGGUAUCUACGGCCGACCCGAUGACCAGAUGACAGAGCGCUCGCACACACCCCGCAGCAAUCUAAGAGGCGAGUGGUCUCCCGGCUCCUCCCGUGCCUCAUCACCGGCACCCUCUGUAUCAUCAAUGCCAUCGCUUAACAUGUAUAAUGGCUACGACCAUUUGGAUCCGACUGGACUGGCCCACCCGGCCUUCCAUGUGCCGCUAUCGCGGGGCGAAUGUGACCCCUCUGGAGCAUAUUCAAAUGCCGACGAGGCGGAAUCAAGACUACUCAGUCAUGCACAGGCUCCCGCGCAGACGGAUAUCACGAAUCCGCUCGGUCGCUGGCGGAGUGGUGGGUAUGGACCUGUUGACCAGGACGACGAGCCCUCGUACACCUCCUACGACGCUUACCGUUCGCAGCGGUAA